AUGACUCAAGAUUAUGAAAACGGUGGCUCUACAGGUACGUUGCAAGCAACUUUGAAAUCCACGAACAUUGAAGUACUAACGACCUUCAAAGCUCACUUUAACGCCAUAUUGCCAGAUUUAUUCACAGUCUAUCAGCACACCAAUGGCGACAUCAUAAGCAAAGAAGUGUUGCCGGAGAAUUUCUACGAGCCUGAUCCGGAUGCGAUCAUCUCCUCACUAAAAGAGAAAGAUUCAAAAGUGUUUACAAGCUUAUCUCGUCAAUACGAGGAAGGCAAAUAUAACUCAUCACCUUACAGGUUGUACCAUGACAUCAAAGCAGUUUCAUCUGUUCUUUUGAGUAAGGAAUCUCAAGGCUCGGAAGCUUACAAGCAAAUUGAUUUCUUCUACAAGUUUUCCUGUGAAUUGUUAUUAAGGGAGAUGGGUACCAUCGUUCAAACUAACCAGUCAAAUGAUAUCACAAACGAGCUUGAAACUCAACUUGAAGACGAAUUCAAUAAGAUUUUGGACACGUACACACUUGCAAAUGGAGAAGUCAUCACAUACAUUUCAAAAAGCAGGGAGGAAGAUUAUCAAAGUCGUUCAAGCAUAUACAAUCCCCACCAUCCACCUCCAAUAAAGCAAAAAAUACAGCCAUUGUUUUCGUCAAUUAUCCAAAAGUCAAGUUUGGACUCUACACCGACCUUGGUUGACGAGCCAUUCACUGUAACAAAAGUUGUACCGAUGGUGAAGGAUUCCAAUUCAAAUAAUUUAUUGGAGAAUAUCUCACCCUCGAGUGCUACAAUACCACUUCCAUUACAAGGACCAACCAACAUCUUGCAUGAUUUUUUCCACCCAACUUGGUACACCGUUGCUAUGCCAGAUUGGUUGACGUACAAGGCUUUAAGUUUGAGAUCAACAGUUGAGUUGCCGCAAUAUGCUGAUUUACCAUACACCUCAAACGAGCCUCCCAUGUUGAACAUAUUACGAAACCACAAUAAUGAAAAAGGAGGUGCAAAUAAUACUUGGGGUCUGGGGCACAACUAUCAAUCCUUUGCUCCCAACAAGGAUGGCAAAGGCGCUGUCGUUUCUGAGAGACUAAAGGGCAAUAUAUGGUUGCAGCAUAUUGGUGUUGCCGAAAUAGAAAAGCUCAAGCAUAGUUUUGUGCAUGCAGACGAUGCUAUGGACGAGGAUACAGAGGUUGAGGAUGUAGAAAGGACUCAGGGGGAAAUUGCAACACCAAGUGGGACCCGAGACGACAACGACGUGGAGGUGGAGGAUGCGGAAGACCCAACAACAGAAAUCAAGAAAGAUGAUGGCGAUUUAAAAGAACAGCACGAAAUCAGUUUGACAAAUUUGAUCAAAUGGGAUCCACAAGAAAUCAAGUCUCUUGAAUUUUUGAAAGAUCAUCAGCAAGACUUGUUGCAACCUUCAAAAUUACAACGCUUGAUUUCAGACUCUUUGUUGGAGAUCAACAAAUUGCGCCAGGAGAGGUAUGCCAAGGAUCUUUCGUGUCCCAGUGACGAAGAAAACCAAUUGCAUAAGCGUGUACAUCAUUUACUAUCGAUUACUAUGAAGUUGUACAAUGUUGGUCCGGGUAGUUUGGGGUACAAAGUCAGCAAAAAGAUUCCUACUUUGGUCAGCGAGUACAAUGGUACAUUGCCAGGUAUGCCAGCAUCAAGAUCGUUGAUUGGAUCCGGGUCGCAUCUCGGAACAAGUCAUAUAACAAAGCCAGGUAGGUUGCCCAAUUUGCGAACAUCCUCUACACGUGGAAGAAGAAGGCUACAAUAG
Lodderomyces theae is the source of this 1767-nucleotide messenger RNA. RefSeq lists its product as uncharacterized. The transcript has a single exon. The record is from RefSeq and is a predicted model, not a curated record. Bases 1 to 1767 code for a protein of 588 amino acids. NCBI's taxonomy places the organism in Eukaryota, Fungi, Ascomycota, Pichiomycetes, Serinales, Debaryomycetaceae.